This is a messenger RNA of Plasmodium fragile, 4407 nucleotides long. RefSeq lists its product as uncharacterized. Lineage: Eukaryota; Apicomplexa; Aconoidasida; Haemosporida; Plasmodiidae. Bases 1 to 4407 code for a protein of 1468 amino acids. The record is from RefSeq and is a predicted model, not a curated record. The transcript has a single exon.
AUGAGUAACCUGGAGAGACUAAAACAACGGUUGCAAGAGUCGUUAGAGAAACACAAAAAUAGGUUAUUAAGGACACGUUAUAAAAAGGCAAAUGGGUUGACGGAGGGUAAGAGCACAAAGAGUACCAGUUACACAACGGAAGAACCCAAAAAAAGUGACACAACGAAGAAUGAUAUGGCAAACUCGGGAAGUACAAAGAGAGCAACAAUAGGAAGAGAUAAGAAUCCUAGCAUAUAUGAUGGGCAUAAUUUAAAAGGCAGAUUGAACGCAAGGUUAGGGAGUGGACAGGUUCCUCAGGUGAGAGGGGAAAAGGAAAGCAACACACUGCACAGUCGUCCUUUGAAGGACAGGCUUAAUUGUAAAGCGAACUUAUCAACGGGUGUGAUACGAGCGAGUACCGGCACUUGCUUCCGUGAGGGCAACACAAACAGAGAUGUAGCAAAGGGGGUGAUUCCAGAUCAUAGAGCAGCUAAGCACGCUGUGGACGUGGAAGACACGAUACAGCAACACAACCGGGAGCACGGAAAUUUCGAUGGAGUCUCCAACGAAAUCAGAGAUAACCUAAACGACUUGUUCAGACAUUUUGUCAACUGCAAAAUUAAUAACCUAUAUGUUAUUCAUGGGGACCGCGGGAAGCUUCCUAGGGCGGAGUUGGCAGAUGAGGGUCCAGGGGUCAUGAUGAUUCCAGAGGUUGCGGCAACAGAACAGGUACAGGAGGGACUCACUGGAGAGUUGCUUGGUGAAAAGCAAGAACUGCAUCUUGCCUUCCCCGACGCUGAUGAAGUGCGAUGUGACAACCAUACGAGGGCGGCAGAGCAGGAAGGACUACACAGCCGUGUGUGUCAUGUCCAGGAUGUCCAAAGCCAUGUCCACGAUGAAGGUGGUACUAAUGGAGUCAGUGGAGACGAAGACACACGCAAGGAAACAAAACUGAUAGGAGGGAACGUCGCAAGGGAGGACACAAGUUCAGGCAUUAUGGCGGAUGGGACAGUAACCCGAUCAAGCGAAUUGGUGGGAGCAGGCGUCGGAAGUGGAAGGUACAAUAGCACUUUUGUCAAGCUAAUGGAAAUAAAGAAAAAAAUAAAAAAUAAAAUAAAAAAUUUCGAGGAUGAGGACAAGAGAAUGUUCUGCACGGACGAAAGGACUCUGUGCAAUUCGGACUCGUCCAAUGAGCAGAGGAGCCUACCAGUUAGGGAUGUCUCUACCUUCACGGAUGGUAACGUUGCUUCCUCUGCAAAGGGGUUUAACCAUUGGGGGGUCGUACACGUGGACUCUUCUGUGGCUUCCUGUGCCAGCAGCAACCAUGCAGUUUCUUCUAAGGGGGACAGCAUAGAGUUGUUCACGACACAAAAAAAUAUUUUCGUUUGCAAUUACUACACGAAGAAGUCAGGCAGGACGAAAGGUAGGCACAGGGACAGGAGACACGCGGGGAUCCACGUGCUGAGUGAUGCGGCAAAUUUUUUGGGCAGCGCAUUUUCCCUGGCUAGCCACUCCACUGCGACGUGCGAUGUGGGGUGGGGCGAGUUGGAGCAGAAUCAAUCAGGGAAGUGUCAAUCGAACAAGUAUGAGACUCACUUCAAUCCACAACAAUCGAACGCAGCCCGCACCUAUCUGCACGAGAAUAAGGGGGCAGCACUGAGGAGAAGCAGCACACAAGGCCGAAAGGUACUGAAGCGAACAGGAAGCCCCGUGAACAUGAUUCCGGAUCAAUGGAAAGAACGGCCACCACGAAGCAGAGAUAAGCACGGAAACACAAAGUAUGAAUUUAGUUCGUGUCCAUCGAGUUCAUGUUCCUACCAGAGCAACUGUUUAUAUCCCUCCAGAGGGAACGGAUUCAAAUGUUCGAAGGGUCAGGUUAGGAGAGGUAUCAGCAAACACAUGGAAAAACAAGCCAAUGGAGGAUGGAGCCUUGCACGGGAAACGCAUGCCACGUGGGACACCCCAGACAGGGGCACAGAACCUCAUUACACAAGUGUGAUUAGAUCCCUCGGUCGUAAACAAAGUGCAACCUGCAUGCAGGAUAGAAGCAAAUAUGAAAUGAAGAAUGCCAUGCAGUGUGAAAUCAACAUGUGCAAUGAACGUUCUGGUGAAUGCAAGGACGAAGCGAACCGAUUCGCUAUGUGGGGUAGGCCCACUGAGGAACAAGUACCUUGGACAGACGCAAACGUGCAGGCCACGUCACCUGUUCAGUGGAAACAAUGCAGUGGCGACUUUAGCCUUGAGACUGGCGAGCACUGCUUCGUUGAACUCAAUCGUCAGCGCAGCCGCCUGGGUGAUGAUCCCCGUGCAAGAGCACCUCUGAAAGUAAACAGGACGAAUCACAGUGCAACUCCCCCCCAGUUAAGUCCAAGUGCUCACCAGUCCUGUGAGAAACAAGCCAAAUGCUACAUAUGCUCAUUCCCUAUCCGCAACAGUGAGGAGAAAUUCAUUUUAAAAAAAAAAAAAAAGGACUACCACGUGGUGCGGAUGGAGCAGGAGGAUACAUCAUACAAGCAAAAUGAAUGCACACCGAAAAAUUGUUUUAGCAAAACCGAUUCGUUGUACCCUAGACACAGAUGUUCAGUGAGUAGUCUGGUCCCAGAGGAGCAUAUCCAUAGGGGGAUGCUCCCAGGAGACAUGCUUGCUCAUAAGGAAAGCACACACCAUGAGAAGCACAAAUUCCUCUCCAGACAAAGCAUCCAUGCAGGUUCUGCAACGUGCUCAUAUAUGCUCGAUCAGCAGGGGGAAGCAAAACAAAUGGAGACUCCCGCAGGGCACAUAGACAUUAAACACAAGGGUGUGCAGGUCCACCCCGGUCAACAUAACGGACAUGGGCAUCGUACUAAUUUGAGAUACCACUCAGUGAAGGAACAGGAGAAGGAACAUGAACCGGAUGAGCCCUCGUUCGUCAUGCACUCGAAUGAACCCACAUAUGGAUGCAAGUUGCAGGGUGAGGCAAGUCAUAAAAGGGAGGAAGCUAUUUGGGAUGGGGGGCCAGGCGGCUUCCCAUUACAAACAAGUGUCCAAGAGGAAGGCCUGCAACGAAAUACUCCCAUAUGUGCAGUGAAGAGGCACGAUGGAUUGAACAACGCAAGGAGAAUCAAUCAGUGGAGUCACAAUCCCCUGAGGGUUCCCCCACAUGAAAGGAGCUGUUCCAGACAAGAGCCUUCCCCUGCAAGGGUAGCAACCCCUCGUGAUAUGGACCACGUAAGCGACGCAUACAACACGUGGGUAUAUAAAGAAAGGGUAUCUGCGUCCGCCGCACCGGAUAUGGUUAGUAUAGAGAGUGUCGUCGUGAAUGGAAGUACACGAGCGAAGAAACCCAAGACUCUCUUCUGGAAGAUAAGCGAGGGGGACACGUUCACUAUUCCCGUCGAGGAAGACUCCGGGAAGAUCCUCCAGUUGAGGGGUCUUCUCGACGAGGGGCCAGCAAAAGAGCACCAGGGAUUUGGAACAGAGGGCGGUACAAACAGAAGGCGCGUUGCGUCCAACGGUGCCAUUUUAAAAAAAGUCCUGAGAAUGAAAAUGGAGGCCAUGAGAAAGGAACAGGGACACAUGGAGCCAAGGAACGUCACGCCACCGGUGGGCCCCACCAAGGUUGAACAUAACGCACAUAAUGUAUCACAUGAAGACAGGAACCGACUUAGCAAAUAUGAGAAGGGCGGGACACAUACACAUGGGGAGGCGACACGGAUGCACAGUGGGCAUGGUGAAGCAUGGGUGCGCGACAAAUUGUCUGGACGUAUGGGGGGAGCAGAUGGUUGUGGGGGGUCCACUGGCAGCAGGGAAACGCUCAGUAGAGGUACUCUGAAUGGAGGUACGCGCAAUGGUGACCGUCCAAUUAGGCUUCCCCCCUGCAGUCGCGUGGAGAGAGAACCCCCUCGUGAGAUGACACCCCGUGUCGGCAGUAUGCACGUGGAGGCCUCCCCCGUUCCGAGCGCAUCAACCCUGGAAAGGAUUCCUUCCUCGGUGAACACUCUCAAAAUGUACUCCCUGAGCAGCGGGCUGACCAGAAAUGCACCCGUCACACUGAAACGCGUGGGCACGGUGGGCCCAGACGACGAUGAGGACAAAAAAGGUGAAGAUAUUAUGGAGGUGCAACGUUUUAACGAGUCCUACUACUGCAACAUGAAACGAAUCAAGGGUGACGACGUAUACCCGAAUUCAGAGGAACCAAUUAGCACAUCCCAGAAGAGGAGGUUAAUGAAGGCAUAUCUUGAGGAUCUGAGGAAGAAGAAGCAAAACAAACAGUUGUUCAAUUAUAAGCUAAAAUAUAACAUUGAAUUCUUUAAGUUCGCUCAGUUUAUAUGUCAGGACAAGAAUUUCUGCAGCAACUAUUUGGGACAGAUGGGCAGCAACAUGGUUUCCAAUGGGGACGACAUCGACCGAAUCGCCUUUUCCAUUGUGAAACUGUUUAAUGCGCGCUGA